GUGGCGGCGAUGUUGAGUCAUUUGACUGAACACGAUGCGAUUCAACUGAAAGAGAGAGAGAGAGAGGAGCAAAGAUGGAGAAGAUGAUCGCAGUUGGUCUAAUAUGGGGCGCCACAAACGCUAUCAUGCGCCGUGGUGCACUUCUCUGGGACGAAGCACUCAAAUCUUCCUCAGCAAAACAACCACAUCCUCACUCAACAAAUCUCGCUCAAAAAAUCAUCUUCUCUGUACGCAAAUGGCUCAUACUUCUCUCCAUCUGGCAAUACUCAAUCCCCUUCAUCAUUAAUCUCUCCGCCUCCGCCACUUUCUUCUCCAUUCUCUCCGAUGCUCCUCUCUCCCUUGCUGUCCCAGUCACCAACGCCACCACUUUUGCCUCCACUGCUCUAUUUGCCACUCUCCUCGGUGAACCAACCAACCUCCCCCGUACUUUCUUCGGUACCGCUCUCAUCAUCAUCGGUAUUUGCUUGUGUAUUAAUUCCUAGCUUGCUUUCAUUUCUAUCAUCUCUAUUUCUUUGUUUUCCUUUUCAUUCUUGUUUCUUGUUUAUAAAUAUUGUGUGUAGUUGGAUUUCCAAUAUUCGAAUUCAAUUUUAUAUCCCUAAUCCAGGGUUCAUGUUGUAUUUAGUUGAGUAACAUAGCAUAUAAGGA
Trifolium pratense (red clover) is the source of this 645-nucleotide messenger RNA. RefSeq names its product transmembrane protein 234 homolog. The record is from RefSeq and is a predicted model, not a curated record. The coding region runs from base 75 to 482 and encodes 135 amino acids. NCBI's taxonomy places the organism in Eukaryota, Viridiplantae, Streptophyta, Magnoliopsida, Fabales, Fabaceae. The transcript has a single exon.